ACAUCUGCUGCAUCAUUUGUUUUUUAGGGUUUUAGGGAAAAUCCGGGUUUAUAUCGUGUAUCAACAGCUUCUUCACAUUCGAGCUUAUCAUCGCCGACUCAACCGGUCACUCUCUCCUGCUAUAUUUUCUCCGACAACCUUCAACGUUCAUCACUUUCUUCAAUGGGCAAGAAGAAAUUCAUCGAUAAGAAAAACUCUGCAACUUUUCAGUUAUUCGCGCGAGAUUAUUCCGAUCCAAAUUAUGACGAUGGACCCUCCGGCGACCGAGUUUUUGUGAGAGUCGACAACAACCCUUACUCAAUCGACACCUCCUUUGACGAAACCAACGAUGCCGUUUCAGGCGACGCCCAAUUUAUCGUAGCCGAUGACCCCAGUUCAAUAUUUGCCGACGCACCUGACGACGAUGACGACGCCGGUGAUGUUGUUUCUGGGAAUUCACAGAGAGCUCCGCUGCCGGAUCAUGUAAGGAGAGAAAUCUUAGAGCUAGGGUUUCCUGACGAUGGCUAUAACUACUUAACUCAUUUGAGAGAGAUAAAAAACACCGGUGGUGGUUCUGCUUAUUAUCAUAAUAGUAAGGCCAAUCUCGAUCAGCUUUCGCAAGAUGUUAAGGCAUAUGAUGCUUCAAGAGUAGGGAUUGCUAAAACCAGUGGCGAUGCCAGUGAUAAGUCGAUUUACAGUGUUGCAUCAAAGACUGUUGGUGUGAGGGUCCAGAAAGCUGUUGAUCCUGAAGUGUCUGCAUUGCUGGAUGACAGUGAUUUGUCGCGAUUUGGGUCUGAUGUUGAGGACUUGGAUGAGGAUUUUGUGGUUAAGGCAAACCUUGCUGAAGAAUCAGAGGAUGAAGAAUUUGCCAAGAAGUUGAGUGCCGUGGAGGAUUCCAAGUUGAACUUAAAGGAAAUCAAUGAUUCAAAUACUUCUUGUUCACAAGAAAAUUUAGCUGACUUUGUUGGUGUGGCUAAAGUCAGAAAUCACCCACUAAAAGAGUGUGUUGAUGAGAAGCUGAGAGUCCGUCGCCCCUUGGAUGAGCAAUUUGAUUUGCUUGAACUUAAUGAAUAUGGUACAGAAAGUGAAGAAGAAUGUAAUGGUUCCUUAGCUGAAGAAAAUGAAUACCAUGAAUCCCUUGCGGAAAAGCUCAAUCAUGCUCUUAAGGUCCGUGCUAUGGAUGACUUGGAACUGGAUGAAAAAUACAAGGUUCCUUCAGAUUCUCCUGAUGUGAUUCAACGGUGUAUGGAAUAUGCAGAAAAGUAUGACAAUGACAAUCAAGACGAGGAUGUGGUGAUUCUACAGGAAAGUAGUGAUGAGUCAGAAAUGUGGGAUUGUGAUACUAUCAUUUCUACGUAUUCAAAUGUUGAUAACCACCCUGGGAAAAUUGAUGCUCCAGAAAGGAGAAAGUUGGCUGAAAAGAAAAGCCAAGUGAUAUCUCUUAAAGGAAAAGAAAAGCUUCCUGUGGAUUUUUUGCCUCGCAGUAAAAAAUCUGCUAGUGAAAAGACGAAGGAAGUGAGUAGCUUGAGGACGGAGCAGCAGAAGAGGAAGCAACAGGGUCCAGAGUCAAAGGAGGAAAAGAAAGAGCGAAAGGCUGCUGUGAAGGAGGAACGGCGAGAGGCACGUCGUGUGAAGAAGGAAAUAAAGGGGCUCUACAGGUGUGAAGCCCAGCGUGCACAGAAAGUUGCCGCAUUUACUGGUCCAUCUUCCAUUCAUCUUAUGUGAUUUGGUGUCAGGUUCUUCGUCAACACGAAAUGAACUUUUCCAUCUGGAUGUUCUCGGUUCCCAAUUUUGGCUGAACCGCUGCAACAGUGGCAAUACGUUUUGCACUUUUGGAUUGCCGUGACAAUGGAGUUGCUAAUGAUAGCAUGAGAAGGGUCCGUUUGUCAACCAAUUUGCUUUCCUGUUGAUGAUUUAAGCUUAAACUUAAGUUGUGUUUAUGUUAUGUUGUUAUUUAUCAAUAAAUAGAAACAUUGUUUGAUAACACAAAAA
Messenger RNA from Cornus florida, 1971 nucleotides. RefSeq lists its product as uncharacterized. The coding region runs from base 163 to 1704 and encodes 513 amino acids. Gene Ontology annotation, cellular component: nucleus; preribosome, small subunit precursor; cytosol. Gene Ontology annotation, biological process: ribosomal small subunit export from nucleus; ribosomal small subunit biogenesis. The transcript has 5 exons. The record is from RefSeq and is a predicted model, not a curated record. Lineage: Eukaryota; Viridiplantae; Streptophyta; Magnoliopsida; Cornales; Cornaceae.